This is a messenger RNA of Ornithorhynchus anatinus (platypus), 3219 nucleotides long. RefSeq names its product THUMP domain containing 2 (gene THUMPD2). Gene Ontology annotation, molecular function: tRNA (guanine) methyltransferase activity; RNA binding. The record is from RefSeq and is a predicted model, not a curated record. The transcript has 10 exons. Gene Ontology annotation, biological process: tRNA methylation. Lineage: Eukaryota; Metazoa; Chordata; Mammalia; Monotremata; Ornithorhynchidae. The coding region runs from base 232 to 1452 and encodes 406 amino acids.
GUCCGGUACUUCUGCACGGCGGGCCGCGGGCUGGAGCCCUUCCUCCUGCGCGAGCUGCGAGCCCGCCUGCACGCCGAGCAGGUAGACUAUAUUUCCGGAAAAGUUUUCUUUACAACUAAUUCCGACUUGACGGUCCUGAGGGAACUGAAAUCUGGAGAACGGCUAUUUUUGCUCUUGAAAAAACAACCUCCCCUCAGUGUUUCUGGAAGUAAAGGAAAAAUAUGUAACGCGAUGCAGAGGCUUGUAACGGAGGAUCCCAGAUGUUGGUUAGAUGCUGUCUCCGUGUGGAAAAAUCUCCUUGGAUUUGAUGCAAGUGAAGAAAAACUCCCUCAGGGUUUCAAACGAAAGGCUGGCGGGAGUACAAGCGUCAUUACUAAGAAAUUAAAGAUGGAACAAACGGUAGGGAUGCCAGACCUCAGCGAAUGCCAGCCGGAAGAGCCAAAAGAAGGAAUGGAACAAGAGCAUCAAAACCCACUCACCGAGGAAGAAGACUUUCCCUCCGAAAGGUCGGAAAAUGAGAGCGCGAAAGGAGCGGGGAACGAUAAUGACUCCCCCUUCACCUUCCGAGUGUCUUGUCGCUGCAGUGGAGCAAUAGCGAGGGCAUUCACCUCACAGGAGGUGGGAAGAGUAAUCGGAAUGACUCUUAUAAAACAAUUUGCCUGGAAAGCAGAUUUAAGGAACCCUGAUUUAGAGAUCUUUAUACAUCUUAAUGACAUGUACUCUGUGGUGGGCAUUCCCGUUUUCAGGCUUCCUCUGGCGAGCAGGACAUACAUCAAGACAGCAGGAUUACGAUCUACUAUAGCUUGGGCCAUGGCAUCUCUGGCCGAAAUAAACGCUGGCUCUCUUGUCUUAGAUCCAAUGUGUGGACUCGGAACCAUCCUUUUGGAAGCCGCAAAAGAAUGGCCAGAUGCAAAUUAUUUGGGCACUGACAUCAGUAAUUCACAGCUGCAGGUUGCACGGGACAAUGUGAAUGCCGCGGGCCUGAUGGAUAAAAUUGAGCUUCUGAAAGUCUCUGUGAUAGAAUUGCCAUUCCCAUCAGGAAGGCUUGAUGUUAUCAUUUCCGAUGUGCCCUUUGGGAAAAAGUUCACGAUAGGAAAAGACAUCGAGAGCAUUCUUCAAGAAAUGAAAAGAGUGCUUCGGGUCGGAGGAACCGUCGUCUUGCUCCUCAGCGAAGAACUCCACAGGCACCUUAAAGGUUGCAAAGAAAGCUCCAGCCCUUCGGAUUCCCAAGGUGAUAGGACCAGUAAUAUUGAAAAUGGGAAAUAUUUGAAUCCCGAAGGAAAAUCUAGAAUCCCGGAGAUCACCUCCUCUUCACCUCAAGACUCGGAACUGAGUGGCCGAGACAUGGCGUCACCAUUGGACAGACUGGUAGUGGAAGAGUGCUAUGGAGUUAGUCUUGGAAAAACAGAGGCCUUCAUCCAUAAAUACAGGAAGAUACAUCUUUCGGACUGAAGUAGGUUGCUUAAAUUGGGCCAAGUUGCUAGGUCGCAACUCAUUAUCCCUGGAGGAACAGUAGUUUAGUCCGGGCAGCGAGAGGCAAUCUUCAUUUCCCACCGAGGGGGGUGGGAUUAUUGGCUUCAUCAGCCAGUUUGCGUUUCCCCUCCUUCUGUCCCUCCCCAUAUACACACCGAUAAAUACGUCACUGACAGCACCACCCUCUUCAAAUCUCCAUAGUUAGUCACGGUGAAGAAAGGCUGUUGGUUCCAGGACUAGAACUUCCAGCUUAGUACCAUCCACUGAAGUUGUUGUGGGUAGCAGGCUGGGAUCCUCACUUCAAGAGUUCCCGCUUUCCUAGAGUUUUGCCUGCCAAUGGAAUUCCAAAUUUUAAACAGAGUGGGAGGAAUGGCUAUAGUGUCUGUAAUAUGAAGAGGAAAAAUGAGAUCCUAUUGAAGGCCUCAGAAUUUAAAUUCGAUCUUCUGCUUGAAGGAAAUUAAUUCGAUAGUAUUUAUUGAGCGCUUACUAUGUGCAGAGCACUGUACUAAGCGCUUGGAAUGUACAAAUCGGUAACAGAUACAGUCCCUGCCCUCUGACGGGCUUACAGUCUAAUCGGGGGAGACGGACAGACAAAAACAAUAGCAAUAAAUAGAAUCAAGGGGAUGAAAUCUCAUUGGCUUUUCAAAAUGUGCUCUCUGAAAACAUGAAGCAGUCGUCGGUUUUACUAGUGGACAGCUUCAUUCAAUUGUAUUUGAGCGCUUACUGGGCGCAGAGCACUGUGCUGUCCCUGCCACUGCUCAGACCUGGAAAAAAAAGUGCAGGAAUCAGGGCACAGGUCACACUGAGUUAUCAGGGGAGAAACGAGGGUGGUGACAGAUGCACAGGAGCUCACAGGAUGGAAUCAAGCAGGGACAGCGGGCCGAGGAGGAUUGUAGGCACCGGCAGAAGGCCAGCAGGACCCUCAGUGGAUUGGCGAGCGGCCUGGGCUGAGGAAGCAAAAGAGUUUUCUCCCUCACAAGGCCAGAGACCGUCUGUUCUCUCUUUCUACCACCUGUUGGUAGCAACCGAUGUUCAACAUAGGCUCCGAGGCCAGAGGAGAGAGAGAGUCACCCGCAGGAGUCCGGAAAGAGGUUUGAAGACAUAAAAACCCCGUGUAUGGGCCCGGAGUUGGCUAGAGAAUCCGCAGGGUGGGAGAGGAGCUUUGUCACGACCAGAGCACUGGGAGUGGAUCCUGGAAAGGGCUCCAGAAAGGAUAUCGGUGACCCCUGGUAACAUCAUAUAUCCCCCGGCUCUCGGGGGUAAAAACAAUUUCCCCAUUUAAAAGCUGCUUAUUUGGUUUUGACCCUGAAUUAGAAGUCUUCCCCCAAUUCAGAAUGAGAUAACAUUAUAUAUACCUGAGUAGUUAGAAGAGCCAUAAAAUAAAAGAAACCAAUCUGUUCCACUGGUUUAUUGUUAUCUUGUAUUCUCCCACGUGCUUAUUACAGUGCUCUUCACUCAGUAAGCGCUCAACGAAUACGACUGACUGACUGAUUUUAUCAGCCGACAGCCGUAUGAUGUCACAAAGUGAAUCCUGAUUCUUGGAGAAAUGUGCUUUUCUAAACGUGAUAGCUCUCACUAGAGCUGCUCUGAUAAGAAUCUAGAUUUCUUUUUAAGUCUUCCAUUUCCUUUGCUGAGCAAGAGAAAUUUUUAUUCUUGCUGCACUGGGUAGCUUCUUUAAGAAAAUCAGUGCACUACAUCUCUAUUCUACUGCACCAUGGAAAAUAAAACCUAUUUUUCUAGGAAGAA